ACAAAGUUCAGUAGUUACUUAUUAGAUAAUGGUAAUGAACGUAAAACUUUCAUUUGUAGACUUUCAAAACCUAAAGAAUCAAGUGGAAGAAAAGAAAAUAUUCUAUCUGAAAAGCUUCGUGUAAUCUGGAAAAGACUCUCUAAUAAUUGUGAAGCUAGAAUUAGAAUAACGUGGUUAGUGGCAUCGAAUAUGGUUAGAAUUGAGAGGGCAAUUAAGGAUUACAAACCCCCGAUGAUUGCAAAUGUUAUUAGGAAAGAAGUUUCUAAAUUGUAUGAAGACUCAGGCGUGGAAUAUUUAAAAACUAAGGAGGUGGUUAAUAUCAAGCAGAAGCUUGUUGGUCUUAUGAAUUCGCAUCUUAUUGAAGAUGUGGAUUUAAAAUCUGAUAUUUUAAGUGCAACUGAAUUUUUACUAAAAAAUAAUUUUCAA
Messenger RNA from Racocetra fulgida, 426 nucleotides. Lineage: Eukaryota; Fungi; Glomeromycota; Glomeromycetes; Diversisporales; Gigasporaceae. The record is from the annotation of a GenBank genome assembly.